Messenger RNA from Plutella xylostella (diamondback moth), 788 nucleotides. RefSeq lists its product as uncharacterized. NCBI's taxonomy places the organism in Eukaryota, Metazoa, Arthropoda, Insecta, Lepidoptera, Plutellidae. The record is from RefSeq and is a predicted model, not a curated record.
GUACCAGGACAACAUGACUAUCUGGGCGUUACUAGCCGUGGUGGCGCUGGCGACGGCGGCGCUAGCCCAACAGCAGGAGUACCCCACCAACACCAAGUAUGAGAACUUCAACACCGACUCCAUCAUCGCCAAUGAACGGAUCCUGCUCGGCUACUACAAGUGCGUCAUGGAUAAAGGACCCUGCACCAAGGAUGGGAAGAAUUUCAAACGAGUCCUGCCACUCACAAUAACGACCGCCUGCAGCCACUGCUCUCCGAAACAGAAGACGGUGGUCCGGCGGCUGCUUCUCGGCAUUCGCGCCAAGAGCGAGGCGAGGUUCAUGGAGAUGCUCGACAAGUACGACCCCGGCCGCCUCAACCGUCCCGCUCUCUUCACCUUCCUGGCCAAUGGCAACAAUAAAGGGUCAAAGAAAAUGAAGGUUGCAAUAAUAGUAUCGAUGUUGGUGGUAGCUGCGUGCGCUCAGGAGAAGUACAAGUCAGAUUUAGAAGGAGACUUCGAUGUGACGGAACUGCUGAACAAUGAGAGGCUGCUGCUGAGCUACACGCGCUGUCUGAUCGACAAGGGACCUUGCACCCCUGAGGUUAAGGCUGUUAAGGACAAACUGCCCGAAGCCCUGGCGACGAAGUGCGCUAAAUGCACGGACAAGCAGAAGGAGCUGGGCAAGAAGCUGGCCGUGGAGCUGAAGCGCACGCACCCGGCCGUGUGGGCGCAGCUCGUGGCCAAGUACGACCCCCAGGGCCAGCACCAGGCCGCCUUCCAGGAGUUCCUCACCAAGCAGUGAUACCAGG